Cyprinodon tularosa is the source of this 1898-nucleotide messenger RNA. Its product is annotated as sialic acid-binding Ig-like lectin 14. Bases 145 to 1257 code for a protein of 370 amino acids. The transcript has 6 exons. NCBI's taxonomy places the organism in Eukaryota, Metazoa, Chordata, Actinopteri, Cyprinodontiformes, Cyprinodontidae. The record is from RefSeq and is a predicted model, not a curated record.
GGUUGUGGUGAUAUAAAACCAGACCUCAGAAUCACUACACCAAAGAAGAUUGAAGCUCUGAAUGGAUCUUGUUUGGAAAUCCCAUGUAUCUAUGAUACAGAUGAUACCAGAUAUAACAGCAGCAGAACUAUCUAUGGAGUUUGGAUGAAAGGUGGUCACAAUUUUGGCCCUGAUCCAAAGAUAGUUAUUUUCCACAGCAGUGGGUCAGUUAACACCUAUUCACUGAAUAUUACUGGAAACCUGAGAGAGAAAAACUGCACCACUCUGUUUCCUGAUGUAAAGACCAGUUAUGCAGACAGAUACUUCUUCAGGAUUGAGAGCGAGCCGUUCAAAGCAUCAGCUUGUGAUGAUCCUCUCAAUAUAACAGUUAAAGAUUCUCCUUGGAGUCCCAGCAUUAAUAUCCCUGUUGGUGAUCUGAAGGAGCAUCAGUCUGUCACUAUAAGCUGCUCAGCUGUGACUCCCUGUCCACACUCACCUCCUGAACUCACCUGGAAUCUCCAACAAGACUCUGACAGACAAACAGAGAAAAAAAAAGAUGGAACCUUUACAACUAAAAUCCAGGAGACCAUCACUCUGUCAGACACACAUGAUGGAUACAACAUCAGAUGUUCUGCCAGAUAUCCUGUGAAUGGAGGAAGCAAGACAGCAGAGACAGAAGUGACUCUCAGUGUUUCAUAUGCUCCUAAAGACACCUCAGCAUCCAUCAGUCCAUCAGGUUUGGUGUCAGCAGGUAGCUGGGUGGAGCUGAGCUGCUCCAGCAGAGCCAAGCCUCCUGCCAGCUUCACCUGGUUCAGGAACAGCAAACAUGGAGCCAUUAAUGUAUCUGUGGGGCAGGUUUACAGCUUCAAUGUUACUGAGGGAGGAGAGUAUUACUGUGAGGCUACAAAUAAUCUGGGGACUCAGAGAUCAUCAGUGAUUCUACUGAACAGUGAAGCUAUAGGAACUCCUCUCUUGGUCACAGUCAUAGUUGGAGUCAUUUUGUUCAUCAUUCUGGUUCUUUCUCUCUGGUGCCUUAAGACCAAAUGUCAAACUCCACAUCAGACCCAGAGUCAAAUAUAUCAGGAGGUUUCUGAUCAAAUUGCAGCCAAUGAAACAGAGGAAGAACUUAAUUAUGGGGACAUUACUGUCCUCCAGAAACGACCUGAAGCUUCCUCUGUCUCAGUGCAGGACGGUGGACAGCAGGAGACAGAGUACGCUCAGGUUCAAGUGUCUACUGACCAUCCAGAGGAUCUCUAUGCACAAGUGAAGAAGCAAUAACUUCAUUCACUGAUGUGUUCUGAAAUGAGAGAAUGUAGUUUUUGAUUAUAGAAAUGUUAGUCUCUAAAUUUAUUAAUAUCUUUGCCAUGUUUAUUUUGGUUCGACUGUGGGAUUAGCAGCUUUUGCUUUCAUUACAGCUGUGUGACCCACUUUAAACCGAAGAGCUUUAAUUUGAUUGGUGGAUUCAAUUUCAUCAUCAUUUCUUAUAUCAGUUGUUUCCUACAAAAGAAAAAUACUGCAAACACAAAAAUUAGACAAGAUCAUGGUCAGAUGCUUAAAAAGACUUUAAGGCAGAUUUGCUUUCUUUCUCCUCUCCAACAUUCUUCUGAGCAUCCCAUUUUUGAAAUACAGCAGCCAAGUCUCCAACAUGGAUGUAGCUGCCAUUGCAUGAAUCAAUUUGUUCUCUCCACCCAAGCAGAAUCAGCAGGACCUAAAGCUAUUUAGGACCUGCAGGCCUUUCAUUUGUUUGAAGGUGAGGGGCCUGUGUGGCCCAUUAGGUGUUGUGUGGGCUCUAGACAUGCCUAUCUGAAUGGUUCCCAGACGUUUGGCUUUUUACCACAAAAAAGCAAUAAAAGGGUCCUAUGACUCAAAAUAGCAGUUGGAUUACAAACAAUUCUAAAAAAAAAUAUUUGAAUAGCAAC